This is a messenger RNA of Sorex fumeus (smoky shrew), 2980 nucleotides long. RefSeq names its product transmembrane O-mannosyltransferase targeting cadherins 3 (gene TMTC3). Gene Ontology annotation, molecular function: protein binding; mannosyltransferase activity. Gene Ontology annotation, cellular component: endoplasmic reticulum. Bases 125 to 2872 code for a protein of 915 amino acids. The transcript has 14 exons. The record is from RefSeq and is a predicted model, not a curated record. NCBI's taxonomy places the organism in Eukaryota, Metazoa, Chordata, Mammalia, Eulipotyphla, Soricidae. Gene Ontology annotation, biological process: protein O-linked glycosylation via mannose.
UUAGAUCAUGCCCUCGUCUUCGGUGGCGUCGCUUUCGGGAUCGCCGUUCCUGAGGUUUUCCUAAGUGCUUCCAGCGGGCGGAACGCUCUCAGCCCAGAUUUUGUCUGCAGCUGCUUAAGAAAAGAUGGCUGAUUUUAACCUCAAAGAAGUAACAUUAAUUAUAGGUGUGGUUACUGCCUGCUAUUGGAACAGCCUCUUCUGUGGUUUUGUUUUUGAUGAUGUUUCAGCAAUACUAGAUAAUAAAGACCUGCAUCCAUCUACACCUUUAAAGACUUUAUUUCAGAAUGACUUCUGGGGAACCCCCAUGUCUGAGGAGAGAAGCCACAAAUCUUAUCGUCCCUUCACAGUACUGACAUUUCGCUUAAAUUACCUGCUUAGUGAACUGAAGCCAAUGUCAUAUCAUCUUCUCAAUAUGAUUUUUCAUGCUGUGGUUAGUGUGAUAUUUCUUAAAGUCUGCAAACUUUUCCUGGACAACAGGAGCAGUAUGAUUGCUUCUUUACUUUUUGCAGUGCACCCAGUACACACAGAAGCAGUAACAGGUGUUGUCGGGAGAGCAGAACUUUUGUCAUCUAUCUUUUUUUUAGCUGCAUUUUUGUCGUACACCAAAUCAAAAGGACCCAAUAAUUCUAUAGUGUGGCCCCCAAUUGCUUUGACAGUGUUUUUAGUGGCUGUUGCAACACUGUGUAAAGAACAAGGAAUAACAGUUGUAGGAAUUUGCUGUGUAUAUGAAGUAUUUAUUGCCCAGGGGUAUACUUUGCCAUUAUUGUGUACUACUGCUGGACAGUUUCUCCGUGGGAAGGGUAGUAUUCCAUUUUCUAUGCUGCAGACAGUAAUAAAACUUAUUGUUUUGAUGUUCAGUACACUAUUACUUGUUGUGAUUAGAGUCCAGGUUAUUCAGUCCCAACUUCCUGUGUUCACCAGGUUUGAUAAUCCAGCAGCUGUGAGCCCAACUCCUACAAGACAGCUUACAUUUAACUACCUCCUUCCUGUAAAUGCUUGGCUUCUAUUAAAUCCUUCAGAGCUGUGCUGCGAUUGGACCAUGGGAACGAUACCUCUGAUAGAGUCAUUUCUAGAUGUUCGAAAUCUUGCCACAUUUACUUUCUUUUGCUUAUUGGGAACUUUGGGAGUGUUCAGUCUUAGAUAUCCAGGUGAUUCCUCUAAGACUGUUUUAAUGGCACUUUGUUUAAUGACGUUACCAUUUAUACCUGCAUCAAACCUUUUUUUUCCAGUUGGAUUUGUUGUUGCUGAGCGAGUAUUAUAUGUUCCUAGCAUGGGGUUCUGUAUUUUGGUAGCCCAUGGAUGGCAGAAAAUAUCAAACAAAAGUGUAUUAAAAAAGUUAUCCUGGGUUUUCCUUUCUGUGGUGAUAUUCACUCAUGCCUUAAAAACACUCCAUAGAAACUGGGAUUGGGAGUCUGAAUAUACAUUGUUCAUGUCAGCCUUGAAGGUAAAUAAAAAUAAUGCAAAAUUAUGGAAUAAUGUUGGUCAUGCUCUGGAAAAUGAAAAGAACUUUGAGAGAGCUUUGAAAUACUUUUUACAGGCUACCCAUGUUCAGCCAGAUGAUAUAGGUGCCCACAUGAAUGUAGGAAGAACUUAUAAAAAUUUAAAUAGAACCAAAGAAGCAGAAGAAUCUUACAUGAUGGCUAAGUCACUGAUGCCUCAAAUUAUUCCUGGUAAAAAAUAUGCAGCCAGAAUUGCCCCUAACCACUUAAAUGUAUAUAUCAAUCUGGCAAACCUCAUCCGUGCAAAUGAGUCUCGAUUAGAAGAAGCAGAUCAGCUGUACCGGCAAGCAAUAAGCAUGAGACCUGACUUCAAACAGGCUUACAUUAGCAGAGGAGAAUUGCUUUUAAAAAUGAAUAAACCUCUUAAAGCAAAAGAAGCAUACCUUAAAGCACUUGAAUUGGAUAGAAGCAAUGCAGAUCUUUGGUACAAUUUGGCAAUUGUUUAUAUUGAACUUAAAGAACCAAAUGAAGCCCUAAGAAAUUUCAAUCAUGCUUUAGAACUAAAUCCGAAGCAUAAGCUAGCAUUAUUUAAUUCUGCUAUAUUAAUGCAAGAAUCAGGUGAUGCUAAAUUCAGACCUGAAGCUAGAAAACGACUUCUAAGCUAUAUAAAUGAAGAACCGCAAGAUGCAAAUGGUUAUUUCAAUCUGGGAAUGCUUGCCAUGGAUGACAAAAAGGAUACUGAAGCAGAGAUGUGGAUGAAAAAAGCCAUAAAAUUACAAGCUGAUUUCAGAAGUGCUUUGUUUAAUUUGGCUCUCCUAUAUUCUCAGACUUCAAAGGAAUUAAUGGCUUUACCAAUUUUGGAAGAGUUACUCAGAUACUAUCCUGAUCAUAUCAAGGGUCUUAUUUUAAAGGGAGACAUUUUGAUGAAUCAAAAGAAAGAUAUAUCUGGGGCCAAAAAAUGUUUUGAAAAGAUUUUAGAGAUGGAUCCACGCAAUGUUCAAGGAAAACACAAUCUCUGUGUUGUUUAUUUUGAAGAGAAGGACCUGCUAAAAGCUGAAAGAUGCCUGGUUGAAACAUUGGCGUUGGCACCACAUGAAGAAUACAUUCAGCGCCAUUUGAAUAUAGUCAGGGAUAAGAUUUCCUCAGCUAGUUUUGUAGAACAGCAGGUACUCCCAGCUGAAGAGACUUUAGGUGCAGCUGGAGACCAAAUCUCUGAAAAUCAUGUAAAAGAAAUCAAAAGUGAUUCCAAAUCUACACAGACCAUAAAAACAAAUGAAAAUAAAAGUCAACCUAAAUCCCAAAAACAAUUAGGAAAAAACACAGACAAAGAGAUCCCUCAGAAAACAACAAAAGAAAUAAAAGAAAUUGAGAAAAAAAGAGUUGCUGCUUUAAAAAGACUGGAAGAGAUUGAACGUAUUUUAAAUGGUGAAUAGCAUUGUGCUUCAUUUCAUCAUGUGACAUUACUUUUUGAAGAACUUCAGUCUGUAUUAUGUGGUUUCUUGUAAUGGAAGCUUUGAAAAAUAACAAGGACAUACAACAGU